This is a messenger RNA of Gilbertella persicaria, 1911 nucleotides long. RefSeq names its product amino acid permease/ SLC12A domain-containing protein. The coding region runs from base 12 to 1655 and encodes 547 amino acids. The transcript has 6 exons. The record is from RefSeq and is a predicted model, not a curated record. Gene Ontology annotation, molecular function: amino acid transmembrane transporter activity. Gene Ontology annotation, biological process: amino acid transmembrane transport. Gene Ontology annotation, cellular component: membrane. NCBI's taxonomy places the organism in Eukaryota, Fungi, Mucoromycota, Mucoromycetes, Mucorales, Choanephoraceae.
CUUUUUGUACCAUGUUUAACGGAAGAAGAAAAAACAAAUCAGCAGAAGAGCAAAACAAUAAUAGGAUUGAAGUGGUGGAAGAAAUUGAUAUGAACGACGUUGGCAAAGCUAUGCGAUCGCGCUCUUCAUCUUCCGAACACAAAGGCGCUGAAUAUGCUGAAGAUGUAGACAGAGUUUACAGUCGAGGUCAAUCAGGUUCUAUUGGAGAUAUCAUAGACGACAAGCCUCAAUUACAACGAGGAUUAAAAGCUCGACAUUUGACAAUGAUUUCAUUGGGUGGUACAAUCGGUACAGGUCUUUUUUUAGCAUCCGGCUCAUCAGUGUCCGAAGCAGGUCCUGGUGGUGCUUUGAUCGCCUACGCAUUAAUUGGUAUCAUGGUCUUUUUCAUGAUGGAAUGUCUUGGUGAAAUGGCUACAUUUCUUCCUAUUUCAGGCAGUUUCAACAAUUACGCAGGUAGAUUUAUUGACCCUGCUCUUGGUUUUGCUUUGGGUUGGAAUUAUUGGUACAACUGGGCUGUCACUGUUGCUGUCGAAUUGACUGCUGGUUCCAUGGUGAUGGCUUAUUGGGCACCUUGGGUUCCCGGUUAUGUUUGGUCCAUUUGUUUCCUUGUCAUUAUCUUGGCAUUAAACUUAUUUUCUGUCAAGGGUUAUGGUGAGGCCGAAUAUUGGUUUGCCUUGAUCAAGGUAUUGACUGUCAUUGUAUUCAUUAUUCUCGGUAUUCUUGUUGAUACUGCAGUUUUGGGUGGUGUUUAUUAUGGUGUCUCUACUUUCAAUUACGGUGGUGUUCAAGGCUUAGGUGUCUUGACUACCUUCUUAACUGCAGGUUUCUCUUUCCAAGGCACAGAAUUGAUUGGUGUUGCUGCUGGUGAAAGUGAAAACCCUCGUAAGAACGUCCCUAGAGCCAUCAAGCAAGUCUUUUGGCGUAUCAUUUUGUUCUAUAUUCUUUCCAUCUUGAUGAUUGGUUUGAUUAUUCCUUACGAUGAUCCUAGUCUUUUGAGAAGUGAUGUUUCUGAUAUUUCCGUCUCUCCUUUUACUCUCGUCUUUGUCAGGGCCGGUAUCCCCCCUGCUGCUCAUCUCAUGAACGCUGUUAUCUUGACCACUGUUUUAUCUGCUGGUAACUCAGGAUUGUAUGCUUCUAGUCGUACCCUUUUAGAUUUGGCCAAUGAAGGUAAAGCCCCCAAGGUCUUUAGAAAGAUCACCAAGAAUGGUAUUCCCAUCUACUGUGUUCUUUUGACUGCUGCUGUUGGCAUGCUUGCUUUCUUGACCUCUCUUUUCGGCAAUGGUGUGGUCUACAACUGGCUGAUGAAUAUUUCAGGUAUUGCUGGCUUCAUUGCUUGGUUGGGUAUUGCUGCUGCUCAUUGGCGAUUCCGUCGUGCUUAUGUUGCUCAAGGAUACAAAGUGUCUGAUCUUCCCUUCAAAGCCAGACUUUUCCCCUUGGGUCCUAUCUUUGCCUUCUUUGUUUGUUUGUUUGUCAUUGUCGGUCAAGGCUACAGUGCUUGGUCUGCAACUCCUGUAGUUGCUUCUGACAUUAUUGCUGCUUAUAUUGGUGUCCCUGUCGUGAUAGUGUUUUAUUUGGGAUACAAGCUCAUCAGGAAAUCCAAGGUUAUUCCUUUGAUGGAAGUCGACUUGAUUACCGGUCGUGAAAACAUUGAGUAAGUUAUUGUUUGGAGCUAUAUGCUUAUGUUAUUUACACAUCUAUAGACAUUCAUUAGAGUCAGAUGAAGGCAAAAAAUCAGAUCCUCUUGAAGGCGUCAGUAUGUUUAAACCUAGUACUUGGAAGCGUAUUCCUUCCAACAUGAAGUCUUGGAGAGACGCUUUCCACAACUAACUUGUGUCAUAAUUGUAAAUAUAUGCAUUAUAAAACUUAGAUCAUUUCACUACAUUACUAUAAUAAAUCUUUUCUUUUCUGCAG